Molecule: messenger RNA, 3028 nt
Organism: Perca flavescens (yellow perch)
Lineage: Eukaryota; Metazoa; Chordata; Actinopteri; Perciformes; Percidae
Product: zinc finger protein 2 homolog
Exons: 2
Coding region: 239-2797 (852 amino acids)
Biological process (GO): regulation of transcription by RNA polymerase II
Cellular component (GO): nucleus
Molecular function (GO): RNA polymerase II cis-regulatory region sequence-specific DNA binding; DNA-binding transcription activator activity, RNA polymerase II-specific
Source: RefSeq, a predicted model, not a curated record
CACCAGCGGGAGGCAGAAAUGCAGCAACACUGCCUAGUCUGCUGGGAAUGGACAGAAGAAGAAGAGGAACACUGCCGGAAUUCUGAGGAGGAGGAGGAGAAGAAGAAGAAGAAGAAGCAGCAGCCCACCGUUCGUAUUUUACCGAACUAAACACCGGAGCAGUCAGCAGAGUGGAGCCGUUAGCCGGAUCCAAAUAACGGCAGAACCCCCCCGAGGAGUAUUAGUCUGCUGCUCAGACAUGGACCGACACCGGAAACAGCUGGAGGUGGUUUUAAAACCGGAGACGAAGCCGCGAGGAGACGUCCAGCAGCUGUUGGUGGUUAAAGCAGAGGUUCCCCCUGAGCAGCAGGAGUGGAGCUCCAGUAUGGACCGGGAGGAGCCAGAGCCCUCACACAUUAAAGAGGAGCAGGAGGAACUCUGGAUAAGUCAGGAGGGAGAGCAGCAGCUUCAAGGGCUGGAGGAGGCUGGUCUCACCAAGUUCCCUUUCACUCCUGUCCCUGUGAAGAGUGAAGAUGAUGAAGAGAAAGCUCAGUCCUCACAGCUUCCUCAAAGACAAACUGAACAGAUGGAGAUAGAAGCUGAUGGGGAGGACUGCAGAGGACCAGAACCAGCCACAAACUCGGAUCCAGAUGCACGUUCACAACCAGAUACUGACGACAAGGCUGGAGACUCUUCUGAACCCGAGACUGAUGACAGCGCCGAUUGGAAGGAGACCAGAUUACCUCGGUCAGGUUUAAACUCUCUGAAAAAUGACUCGAGAUGUAAGGCUGGUGAAAAAACUCUCAGCUGCUCUGAGUGUGGGAAAAGAUUUGUCACCAAGACACACCUGAAGAUACACAUGAGGUCGCAUACAGGAGAGAAACCCUUUAGUUGCUCCAUUUGUGGGAAAAGCUUUUGCAUCAUUGGACAUUUGAAGGACCACACAAGACGCCACACCGGUGAGAAACCAUUUCAGUGCUCUGAAUGUGGGAAAACAUUUGUAACAAAGUCCCAUCUGAAGAGACACGCGAGAAUCCACACAGGAGAGAGACCCUUUAGCUGCUCAGAAUGCAGCAAAACCUUCAGUGGAAGCGGAAACCUGAAGACGCACAUGAUAACUCAUACAGGAGAAAAGCCUUUCAGUUGUUCCUUCUGCAUGAAGUCGUUCACACAGAGCGGUACGCUAAAGGAACACGUGAACAUCCACACGGGAGAGAAACCUUUCAGCUGCUCAGUGUGCGGUAAAGCUUUCCGUGGGAGGGGGAAUCUGAAAAAGCACAAGAGAAUCCACACAGGCGAGAAACUUUUCGGCUGCAGCGUUUGUCACAAAAGAUUUGCCUGGGCCGAACAGGUCAAAAGGCAUAAAUGCGUCGGGCGCCAGUCCUCACAGCUUCAUCAAAGACCAGCUGAACAGACGAAAACAGCGGCUGACGGAGAGGGCCGCGGAGGACCAGUAGCAGCCCGGAACUCAGAUCCAGAUACACGUUUACAGUCGGACAACGAAGACAAUGCAAAUGACUCUUCCGAACCUGAGACUGAGAAACACCGGAAGGAUCCCGAAAGUAACCCAUUUCGUUGCUCCGUGUGUCCUAAAACAUUCAAUCGCAGGGAUAAUUUGAAUAAACACAUGAGAACUCACACGGGAGAGAAGCCGUUUAGUUGCUCGUUGUGCGGUAAAAUGUUUUGUCAAAAAGCAGGCCUGGACUACCACUUGAAAACGCACACCGGAGAGAAACCGUUUAGCUGCUCAGUUUGCGGCAAGGCGUUUAGGAACAAAGGAGCCGUGACGUACCACAUGGUGAAACACACCGGGGUGAAAGCAUUCAGCUGCGGCGUCUGUGGCAGGAGAUUCUUUUGGCGUUUUCAGCUCAAACGCCACAAGUGUCUCGGGGAGUUUGCGCAGCGUGGAAGAAGGAGAAUUAGCUUUAACGUAGCGAACCGUGAAGGGCCAGAAGCAGCCAGACCUUCAACACCAGUUGCCAAUAAAACGACAGAACUGGCCUCUGAAGCUGACGACAGCGAUGACAUUGGGUUUUGGAAAGAGACCAGACAACAUAAGUCAGGGUUCACUUAUCAGAGAUCUAAAAAAGUUCCCGCAAGCAAUGGAUGUAACGCUGGUGGCGCUGGUGACAAGGUUAAAACCGAAGCCAGGACUGAUGAAAGCGGCGUUUUUUGCAAACUGACCGGCCAACCUCAGUCCCGUCUAGAACUUCUGAAAACCGAGCACGUCUCUGUCAGCGAUACAGGACGCGAUACUCACACGAAGCCGUUCAGCAUCUCCGAGUAUCGUGAAAGAUGCGAAGACGGUUGCGCUCUGCUGACGCACAAGAACAAGGAAGGACUUGCGACGGGGGGACGUCUGACGAGACCCACAUCUGUCCACGGCAAAGAAAAAACACCUGGGUGCAUCGUUUGUGAGAAAAGCGUCACUUUAAAGUCGCAGGUCGUAAGCCACCAGUGUGUUGGGGCGAUCUCCCAGCUUCAUACUGCCAACAAACUGUUCAGCAGCUCUCAGGCGCAGGUUCCCACAGGACUUCACACAGCACUGAUCCACAGUAGUCAUACAGGAGAGGAGCAUUUUCCAGAACGAGGAAGUCUGAGCCAAGACCUAGUGGUCCACACCGGGGUACGCAUGGGGGUAAAGCAGGAGGACCCGGAGCCCCCACACAUUAAAGAGGAACAGGAGGAACUCCGGGUCAGUCAGGAGGGAGAGCAGCUUCAAGGGCUGGAGGAAGAGACUGAUAUCGCCAAGUUCCCAUUCACUCCUGUCCCUGUGAAGAGUGAACAUAAAGACUUUGCCGCAAAUGUUGACCAAUAACCAGAGCCACCGACCUAGCGGGUUGACGUAACACACCUACGUCGCCAAAUUCAUUACCUUUGUUUCUGGUACGAAGACGAGACGCGUGUGACUCGGAACGCCUCGCGUUAUUGACAAAGCAUACAGCCAAAGAACAAUUCAGAUCGUCCUGCCAACCCGUACGCAUUUUAACAUCAAAGUACGCUGUAACAAUUUGUCACUCUGAAGUCGCUAAAAGCUGCUGGUGUUUCA